Messenger RNA from Balaenoptera musculus (blue whale), 6657 nucleotides. It is a transcript of the gene PPFIA4, whose product is annotated as PTPRF interacting protein alpha 4. The record is from RefSeq and is a predicted model, not a curated record. Gene Ontology annotation, molecular function: protein binding. Gene Ontology annotation, biological process: synapse organization. Lineage: Eukaryota; Metazoa; Chordata; Mammalia; Artiodactyla; Balaenopteridae. The transcript is spliced from 33 exons. Gene Ontology annotation, cellular component: presynaptic active zone. Bases 657 to 4328 code for a protein of 1223 amino acids.
ACCUUGAGGAGGGGCGCCACGGCGCUGGUGGAGGCUGCAGCUACGUCCGCGCCUGCUCGGCUCCCUAGGACGCGUCGGGCUCCCGGGGUCCGGGGUGGCUUCUUGCUCGAAUACGAGCAGCCCGGCCUUCAGUGAUUGCAGGCAGACUUCGCUACUGCUUCUUCUGCCGCCCCUCACCAGCCUUUGCAGUGCCCUGUGCCCUUGGAGGAGAGUCAGAGAAGAAGCGCCUGGGCCAGGUCCGCUCCUUUGGCACAAGAGACCACUGCCCUCCAGAAACGAUGGUUGUCGCUGGACCCAGCUGGGACUCUGCCAGGCUCCAGUGCUCAGUCUAAGGAAAGGGCCCUCUUCCAGCCCUGCUCUCCCUGUCUGUCAUGGCCACACUCAGCUGCUGCCUCCUUGCCUGGGGACAUAGGGCACCCAGCCCCAGCGCUGAGAGGUUAAACCAGGCCCUCUUGCUCCAUUUCACAGGGGCACUCUGGGCACCAGGCCCCUUUCAGACCGAGAGCAACUGAUGCCAUGGGAGAAGCCCCUGCCCAUCUGUUCACUCACCUGGCACUGCCUGCUCUGAGACCCCUACACGGGUCGCCCUGGAGGUGCCAACCCUGUGAACCCCUCCCCUGUGCCCUGACACUGAGAAAGCCCUGCCCACCCCCACCAUGUGUGAAGUGAUGCCCACAAUCAACGAGGGGGACCCCCUGGGGCCUCCCCAUGGAACGGAUGCUGACGCCAACUUUGAGCAGCUGAUGAUGAACAUGCUGGAUGAGCGGGAGAAGUUGCUAGAGUCCCUUCGGGAGAGUCAGGAGACUUUGGCGGCGACACAGAGCUGGCUCCAGGAUGCCCUGCAUGAGCGAGACCAGCUCCAGCGCCACCUUAACUCUGCCCUUCCCCAGGAAUUUGCCACCUUAACCCAGGAGCUGAGUAUGUGUCGGGAGCAGCUUCUAGAGAGGGAGGAAGAGAUAUCAGAGCUGAAAGCAGAGCAGAAUAACACAAGGUUGCUUCUGGAACAUCUGGAGUGCCUAGUGUCCCGUCAUGAGCGGUCACUGAGGAUGACUGUGGUGAAGCGUCAGGCUCAGUCACCUUCAGGGGUUUCCAGUGAGGUGGAGGUGCUGAAGGCUCUCAAGUCACUGUUUGAGCACCACAAGGCCCUGGAUGAGAAGGUGCGAGAGCGGCUCCGGGUGGCCCUGGAGAGAGUGACCACCUUGGAAGAGCAGUUGGCGGGUGCCCACCAGCAGGUGUCUGCCCUACAGCAGGAGGCAGGGGUUCAGGAUGGAGUGGCAGAAGAGGAGGGGACUGUGGAACUGGGACCGAAAUGCCUGUGGAAGCAUGACGCGGGCCAGGUAGAAGAGCUGCAGGAGCUCCUGGAGAAGCAGAACUUUGAGUUGAGCCAGGCCCGGGAGCGACUGGUCACCCUGACAGCAACCGUGGCCAAACUUGAGGAGGACCUGGGCACGGCCUGCCGGGACCUUAUCAAGUCGGAGGAGCUGAGCAGCAAACAUCAGCGGGACCUCCGGGAAGUGAGCAAGGGCCUGGGCCUGACCCUAUCUUUCUGGGUGCAGGCUCUAGCCCAGAAGGAGGACAUGGAGGAGCGAAUAACCACACUGGAGAAGCGCUACCUGGCUGCUCAGCGUGAGGCUACAUCGAUUCAUGACCUCAACGACAAACUGGAGAAUGAGCUGGCCAAUAAGGAGUCCCUGCACCGCCAGUGUGAGGAGAAAGCCCAACAUCUGCAGGAGCUGCUGGAGGUAGCAGAGCAGAAACUGCAGCAGACGAUGCACAAGGCUGAGACACUGCCAGAGGUGGAGGCUGAGCUGGCCCAGAGAAUUGCAGCCCUCACCAAGGCUGAAGAGCGGCAUGGCAACAUUGAGGAGCACCUGCGGCAGCUGGAGGGACAGCUGCAGGAAAAGAACCAAGAGCUGGCAAGGGUGCGCCAGCGGGAGAAGAUGAACGAGGACCACAACAAGCGACUGUCAGACACUGUGGACCGACUGCUUAGCGAGUCGAAUGAGCGCCUGCAGCUCCACCUCAAGGAGCGCAUAGCGGCCCUAGAGGAGAAGAACACACUGAUCCAAGAGCUGGAGAGCUCCCAGCGGCAGAUUGAAGAGCAGCACCAUCACAAGGGCCGCCUGUCUGAAGAGAUUGAGAAGCUGCGCCAAGAGGUGGACCAGCUGAAGGGUCGAGGAGGGCCAUUUGUGGAUGGCAUCCACUCCAGGGUGCACAUAGGCAGUGCAGCAGAUGUGCGGUUCUCCCUGAGCACAACCUCCCACGCACCUCAAGGUCUGCAUCGUUGCUACUCAGCACUGCGGGAAGAGUCUGCCAAGGACUGGGAGCCAUCUCCACUGCCUGGGGUGCUGGUCCCCACAGCCACCCCUGCCUUUGACAGUGACCCUGAGAUCUCUGAUGUGGAUGAGGAUGAGCCAGGGGGUCUGGUGGGCUCCAUGGACGUUGUCUCCCCCAGCAGCCACUCAGACGCCCAGACCCUGGCCAUGAUGCUGCAGGAGCAGCUGGAUGCUAUCAACGAGGAGAUCAGGAUGAUCCAGGAAGAGAAGGAGUCCACAGAGCUCCGUGCUGAGGAGAUUGAGACACGAGUGACUAGUGGCAGCAUGGAGGCCCUAAACCUGACCCAGCUGCGCAAACGUGGUUCCAUCCCCACCUCUCUGACUGCCCUGUCCCUGGCCAGCGCGUCCCCUCCAUUCAGCGGCCGCUCCACACCUAAGCUUACUUCCCGCAGUGCUACCCAGGACCUGGACCGAAUGGGGGUCAUGACCUUGCCCAGUGACUUAAGAAAGCAUAGGAGGAAGCUGCUGUCACCAGUGUCUCGGGAAGAGAACAGAGAGGAUAAAGCCACCAUAAAAUGUGAGACUUCUCCUCCUUCCUCACCCAGGACGCUGCAGCUAGAGAAGCUUGGCCACCCAGCCCUGAGCCAGGAAGAAGGCAAGAGUGCUUUGGAGGAUCCAGGCAGCAACCCCAGCAGCAGCAACAGCAGCCAGGACUCCUUGCACAAGGGCGCCAAGCGCAAGGGCAUCAAAUCAUCCAUCGGCCGCCUGUUUGGGAAGAAGGAGAAAGGCAGGCUGAGCCAGCUGAGCCAGGACGGAGCCACGGGCCAUGUUCUGCUAACAGACUCUGAGCUCGGUCUGCAGGAGCCCAUGGUACCUACCAAGCUGGGGACCCAGGCAGAAAAGGACCGGCGGCUGAAGAAGAAACACCAGCUGCUUGAAGAUGCCCGCAGAAAAGGAAUGCCCUUUGCCCAGUGGGACGGCCCUACUGUGGUCUCCUGGCUAGAGCUCUGGGUGGGGAUGCCUGCUUGGUAUGUGGCAGCCUGCCGGGCCAACGUCAAGAGUGGUGCCAUCAUGUCAGCCCUCUCGGACACAGAGAUCCAGCGGGAAAUUGGCAUCAGCAAUGCCCUGCACCGGCUCAAGCUCCGGCUGGCUAUCCAGGAGAUGGUGUCGCUGACCAGCCCCUCUGCCCCACCCACCUCCAGGACUUCUUCUGGGAAUGUCUGGGUCACCCAUGAAGAGAUGGAAACUCUGGCAACAUCCACUAAAACAGACAGUGAGGAGGGCAGCUGGGCUCAGACCCUGGCCUAUGGGGACAUGAACCACGAGUGGAUUGGGAACCAGUGGCUGCCCAGCCUGGGGCUCCCCCAGUACCGCAGCUACUUCAUGGAGUGCCUUGUGGACGCUCGCAUGCUGGAUCACCUCACCAAGAAGGACCUGCGGGUCCAUCUGAAGAUGGUGGACAGCUUCCACCGAACCAGUCUUCAGUAUGGCAUCAUGUGUCUGAAGAGGCUGAAUUAUGACCGGAAGGAGCUGGAGAAGAGGCGGGAAGAAAGCCAGCAUGAGAUCAAGGAUGUGCUGGUCUGGACCAACGACCAGGUGGUUCAUUGGGUCCAGUCUAUUGGGCUCCGGGACUAUGCAGGAAACCUGCACGAGAGUGGUGUGCAUGGUGCUCUGCUGGCCCUGGACGAGAACUUCGACCACAAUGCGUUGGCCCUGGUCCUCCAGAUACCCACGCAGAAUACCCAGGCACGCCAGGUGAUGGAGAGAGAGUUCAACAACCUGUUGGCCUUGGGCACAGACCGGAAGCUGGAUGAUGGGGAGGACAAGGUGUUCCGCCGCGCGCCCUCCUGGAGGAAACGCUUCCGGCCACGGGACCACCACGGCAGCGCCAUGCUCAGUGCCUCUCGCGAAACGCUCCCGGUAGGCUUCCGCGUGUCCACGCUGGGGCCACUGAAGCCUCCACCGGCCCCGCCAAAGAAGAUCAUGCCUGAAGCCGGGACAGCGGGGGCGCAGAGACUGGAGACCUCCACGGUUCGGACCUACUCCUGCUGACCCCGCCUCCCGGCCCGGGUCUGACGGGGCUGUGCCCGUGGCUCGGGCUCACUCUCACUAUCUCUACGGACACAUGCUCUCCGCCUUCCGGGACUAGCUACAGCCCCCAAGGCCAGCUUUCUCCUGCUUGGUUUCACAGGCUCGGAGAGCCCUUAACCCUCCUGCUCGGUCCCCUUACUCCACGGCUCCUAGUCUCGUAUCUCAGAAUAUACUCUCUACCCCCUAGCCAUCCCACUACCCCAAGUCCAACGUGUGUCCCUUGUAAGGCUCUCUGGAAUGUGGCUGGGUUUCCUGGUGUUGUGGAGGCAACCAGGUUGUGGGUCUGCGGGAGGGAGAGGAAGGCAGCCCAAGAUGGAUGGACUCCACCUUCUCUCUUCUGCAUCUAGCUGGUCUGGACUGCAAACUCCACCAGAGACCAGGACACGUGUCAAGGGCGGGGGAUGGCCCUUCCACGAAAAUGGCACUUCAGACUGCCUUGCUUGGGUUAUUUGGCUUUCUGGUUUCUGUCCACCUCUUGGUUGUACUAGAUGGUCUACAUCUGCUUUUGGCACCCUCGCCAUUAUCCCUCCCCCAACUCAUCUGCAUAGCUGCAGCUCCUGCCUCAUCUCCAGGACCUCCUUGGGGGCUGGGAAGGGCUGUAGAAGGCCCCAUUCUUCCUCAGGAUGAUGAACCUGGGAAGAGGGAAGGCUAAGGUGGAGAUUCUAGGCCCUGGUUUAAGUUGAAUCCCAAACACCAAGCAUAAGGAUGGGGAAACUCAGCCCUCCUGCCCAGUGAGAGGUGCAGGCAGGUCAGCUAGAGGGAGAGCCAAUGGCCUGUGGUAGCCUUAAGCCCAAAUGGCAGCGGGAAUGCCUCCUGCCCCAACUGUAGGGUAGAGCUGCUGCUGGGCUGGGGGGAGGGGGAAUUGUGUGGAUCUUGGCUCUGGAUCAAGCUAACCUUGCACUGCCAGCUAUGCUCCCAAUAUUCCUUCCCUUUCUGUCCCCCUUUGCCCCACUUCUUUGAUAAUCCCAGCCCCAUAAGAAUAUACCUAAUGGGUGGAUUGAGUAUAUACAUUGACUUUAAAGUCUGGUUUGGGAAAAAGGUAAUCUGAGGCUUCCUUCCUCUGAUCUCCUAGGAAGAAAAUAAAGCUUCCCCUCUAGUGAAUCAUGUCCUAGGUCCAGGAAAUCCAGUGUUGGUGAAGACUGUCAUUCUCCUGCUUGUCCCCAAACCACUACCCCUUGUUCAGGGCUCUUUUGGUGUGCAGGGACUGCUUCGUCCAGAAAUUCCUGAGACCUGCCCAGUUUCAGUUGCUUUCCCCAGUAGCAUGGCAGCAUCCAGGGCCGAGGGAUACAGGUCCCACUUUGGUAGGAAUGUUAUUUCCAAGAAAUCCCUCUUCUUAACCCAUGUACUCAUCCUGCCAAGGUGCCUGGAAGUGUUUGGGACCCAAGUUCAGGGUGAGCUGAUGGAACCUAAGGUUUCAUCCAAGUGAAAGGAGAGGAAAAGUGCCUGAAGCAUGUUUCCUGGAGAGGAGCCAGUGAAGUGCCACCCUGCAGGUGGCUGAGCAGCUGGUUUGCAAGCUGAUGACUUGGAUUCUGAGUGGUGGCAAGGCUAGCAGAUGGGAUGAUGGGUCAGAGCACCCUGUCCAGAAGGAGUGCUGGAGCCUGGGGCAGUACCAGGCUUACAGGUUUCUGCUGCUUUUCAGUAGAGGAGAGGCCCACCAGUGGUGGGGCUGGGUGGGCUCCCAUGGAUAUGGGCAAGGCAUCCAACUUCCCUUGCUCUCCCUCAUUGUUCCCUGCCCUUCCUGUCUGUCAGGCCACUGGGAAUGGAGCUGGAGGAGUUCUUGAGCAGAAAAUAAGUUGGAUGGAGAGAAAGAGCUCCUAUCCCUGGUUAAUGGAUGUUAAGAUUAUGGAGAAACCCCAGAUUCCUAAGAUUGGUGAAGCUGGAGACCACAAGGCCAUCUGACUCCUUCAGGGAACUCUGAUAGGCUAGCAUAGUGGGAAAUUCAGCCCCAGCCUCUCCUCUACAACUCAACCCUAUCUUAUUUAGUCAUGUCAUAAGGCAGCAGCUGGCAGGACCCAGGUCUGUUCGGGGCAUCUUGGGAUUAUUGCAGGGAGGUGAUGCAUACAGUGAUGGAAGGCUCUUGUCUUGGUGUAUCCCUUGCCUCACAGUCAAUGUACUUUUUAUCUGGGGAGUCACUUGUGACCCAUACCCCCUCACCAGCCUCCUGUAUCUUGUCAGGUCUCUUCUCAGUACCGUACUGCUGGCACAGUGCAUCAGGAAUGGGUGUAUGGGUGUGUAUGAGUGUGAGUGUGUGUGUGUACAUACCAAUAAAUAACCUGGUUUUGAGACAACA